Molecule: messenger RNA, 753 nt
Organism: Canariomyces notabilis
Lineage: Eukaryota; Fungi; Ascomycota; Sordariomycetes; Sordariales; Chaetomiaceae
Exons: 3
Coding region: 1-753 (250 amino acids)
Source: RefSeq, a predicted model, not a curated record
AUGUCUGCACUAAGCAAGCUCCUUCUUCUAGCCGGCUUCGCCGCGCACGCCAUGGCCAUCACCAUUCCGGUCAAAGUUGGUGAAGUUGGCCUCACCUUCGAACCGAACGAAAUAAGGGCACACAAGGACGACGUAAUCGAAUUCCGUUUCUACGCCUUGAACCACAGCGUUGUGGCAGGCAACUUCGACGAGGCCUGCACACCCGCUGAAGAAGGGGGCUUUUUCUCGGGCUUCAACUUCCCUACAGCAAGAACCAACCCGCCAACCGCCAAUCCCCUCGUCUUCCGCGUGACCGUCACCAACACCCACCCGCUGCCCAUCUACUGCUCGCAGAACAACGGGCAGCACUGCAAGAACGGCAUGGUGGCCGUCAUCAACCCAAGCGGCCAGCGGCGGUCGCUCGCGGCGUACAGAAGCCUGCUGGCCAACGCAGGCAACGCCACCUCCCCGCUGCAGGGGGUCUUUGGUGGCGUGAUUGCCCAGAGAGAGGACGACGGCUCUGCAAGCUACAGCGCCAGCACCACUACUGCUACUGCUACUGCUACUGUCACAACGAGUGCUGUCCUGAAUCAGACCGUGACGACUACUACUACUACUACUACUACUAGCAGUACGACGGCGGCCACCGUGACCCAAACGGGUGCCGCUGCCACGAGCACGACUGCCGCGCCUGCCAGUGGAGCGGGCAGGUUGGCUGGUGUACCGCUUGCGGGGAUGCUGCUGGCCGCGGCCGCUGCGGUUGUCUUUGUUUGA